AUGAAUUUGGGUGAUGAUGAUUUUGACUUUCAUAUUUUGGGGGAUCCUGAAUCAUUGUCGGAUGAUCUUGAGCCCACAAACGGAUCCUCCCCACUACAUAUCACCACCCGAAGCCCAACAACUACCACUUUAGAGCCUGCUCCCAUUAUUCCUCCCGCAGCCAAUGAAUCACAGUCUGGCCCAACUGUUGAACAAAGUCUAGUUACACCCACAUCUCCACACCACCUUCCAUCUACAAGGGGGACAGACAGGGCUGCUCUGGACGCUAUCGAUGACCCUCACAUGGGACGUGGAUUCCGUGAAAAAAUGAUCUUCCAGAUGUUAGGAAUUUUCUUCAAAUGGAAGCUUAUGCAAAGGUUUCAAUCCAAAACCACCAAGAAAACCCCAGCUGACAUGGAAGGUGAGAAAAACCCUGUAUGGAAUUUUCCCAUCGAGACUCUUGAAGACAGAUUUAUUGAAGUGAAUUUACCAUUGAAAGAGCUUUUUGAUAAUGGAUCAAGUGCUCAAAAUAUGAGCUAUGCUAUCGCAGGAACCCCUGAAGGAAGACUGAGUAUUUCGUACAGAUUUGGUGAUAGGAUUUUAGUUAAGAAACCUUCUGGUUGGAACGAGGCACCUUCUGGUUGGCUCAAGGCACUAGAGAUUCUAAGGAUGCAGUUGUCGUUGAUGACGGUGAUGUUUUCUACAAUUUCCCUGAUUCAGAUGGAGGAAUAA
Messenger RNA from Fraxinus pennsylvanica, 711 nucleotides. NCBI's taxonomy places the organism in Eukaryota, Viridiplantae, Streptophyta, Magnoliopsida, Lamiales, Oleaceae. The record is from the annotation of a GenBank genome assembly.